Messenger RNA from Electrophorus electricus (electric eel), 1510 nucleotides. It is a transcript of the gene sae1, whose product is annotated as SUMO1 activating enzyme subunit 1. The record is from RefSeq and is a predicted model, not a curated record. Gene Ontology annotation, biological process: protein sumoylation. Gene Ontology annotation, cellular component: SUMO activating enzyme complex; cytoplasm. Gene Ontology annotation, molecular function: SUMO activating enzyme activity. Lineage: Eukaryota; Metazoa; Chordata; Actinopteri; Gymnotiformes; Gymnotidae.
GCCUUUUUGAAUUCGACCAAGCGGGACUUUUCUUGCUUUGAAUGGAUAUCGCCAAAAUCUGAAGAAGUUCCUUAAUACUACACAUUUUCAGCAAUAUUCUGGAUUAUUUAAAAAAAAACAAAAAUAAAUUUUAGCGAUGAUUGAUAUGAUUGAAAAGGAGGACAAUGUUAUCACAGAAGAAGAAGCUGCUCAAUAUGACCGGCAGAUUCGUCUGUGGGGUCUGGAGGCACAAAAGAGGCUGAGGGGGUCUCGAGUGCUUCUUGUUGGACUCCGAGGUCUCGGUGCUGAAGUGGCCAAGAAUCUUAUUCUAGCUGGAGUGAAAGGACUGACUCUUCUGGACCACGAACAGGUCACUGAGGAGUCCAGGCGAGCUCAGUUCCUAAUCCCGGUGGAUGCAGAUGGUCAGAACCAAGCCCAGGCCUCGUUGGAGCGGGCACAGUUCCUCAACCCUAUGGUAGACGUGAAGGCAGACACCGAUCAAGUGGAGAACAAGUCUGAUAGCUUCUUUCUUCAGUUUGAUGCGGUUUGUCUGACAGGCUGCUCCAGAGACGUGAUGGUGCGCGUUGACCAGCUUUGCUCGUCUAGAAACAUCAAGGUCUUCUGUGGGGACAUCUUCGGUUACCAUGGAUACAUGUUCUCGGACCUUGGCCCGGAGCAUCAUUUUGUAGAAGAGAAAGUGAAGAUAGUAAAAUCAUCUGACGAGACUAAUGAUGGACCCAAAGUGAAGAAACCCAAAGUUGACCCUAAUGAGACUACCAUGGUGAAGAAGAUGGCCAGUUUCUGCUCGCUCAAAGAGGCGCUGGAGGUAGACUGGACGAGCGAGGAGGCCAAAGCCAGCCUGAAGCGCACCCCGCCAGGCUACUUCUUACUGCACGUGCUACUGAAAUUCCGGACAGACAAAGGUCGCGACCCUCACCCAGGCAGCUACGCCGAAGACUCCUGCCUGCUCCUUCAAAUCCGUGACGACCUCCUGGAGGCCGUGGACGUGAAUCCGGAGCUGCUCCCGGACAGCUUCGUCAGCACCUGUUUCUCCGAGAUGGCUCCGGUGUGUGCAGUGGUGGGGGGAGUGUUGGGACAGGAGAUCGUCAAGGCACUGUCUCAGAGAGACGCCCCACACAGGAACUUCUUCUUCUUCGAUGGGCUCAAAGGCAGCGGGGUGGUGGACUACUUUGGAAACAAAUGACCACAGAGCACACCAGGAGAUGGGCGUUUGAAGUGCGGGCCCUCAAGGGACCAUGGGAAAUGGAGUACUUUUAAGUAUUGCAAAGAAGCAAAAAAAUCUGGCUGUUUUAGGACUAUGAAACUUUUGAAAUAGUAAGCAAAGCUUUGAAGCCAGGAAGAUGUCGGGCAGCUUGUAGGAGUUGGGUUUUUUUUUGGGGGGUGACUUAUACACACACACACACACACACACACUUUUUUCGGCUCACGGUUGUGACAGUCAACAAGUUACAUGGCAAAUUUUGUGGUUUUAAAUUUUGUAAUUAAAAAGAUCAGAGAUGUUGUUUGUGAA